AAAGGAUCAGUAUCAGGAUUCCAGCGGAGUUGUCUUGGUGAUUAGAAUUCAGUCUCCAAAGAGAAGCCCCAAGGAGUCGUAUAUUGGAUAUAACAGAGAGUGGGAGCUGUAUGUGACCUGUAGAGAAUGUGGACUGGAUAUAAAAUCUUCAUCUUCUCUUAUCUUAUUACAAAAAUUUGGAUGGAGAAACAGUAUGCAUCUCAGAGAGAAGUGGACCCUGGAGCUGAUUUCACUAGCAAUCACACCAUUUUGGAAGGUACUCGAUUCAAAAGAGCCAUUUUCAAAGGGCAAUACUGUAGAAGUUUUGGGUGCUGUGAAGACAGAGAUGAUGGCUGUGUCACUCACUUCUAUGAGGUGAAUGCCCUGUGUUACUGUGAUAAAUUCUGUGAAAGGGAGAAUUCUGAUUGCUGUCCUGAUUACCAGUCAUUUUGCCGUGAAGAGAAAGAAUGGCCUCCUUACACAGAGCCUUGGUAUCCAGAAGGUUGCCUCAGAGAGGGUCAACAUUAUGAAGAAGGAUCAGCAAUUAAAGAAAACUGUAACUUCUGCACAUGUUCAGGACGGCAAUGGAAGUGUUCUCAGCAUGUAUGCCUUGUUGAACCAGAAUUAAUUGAACAUGUCAAUAAAGGAGAUUAUGGAUGGACAGCCCAGAACUACAGUCAAUUCUGGGGAAUGACUUUAGAAGAAGGUUUCAAAUAUCGCCUUGGUACCUUGCCACCCAGCCCCACGCUCCUGAGUAUGAAUGAAAUGACAGCUCCUUUACCUGCAGUAAGUGAUCUUCCAGAGUUUUUUGUUGCUUCUUAUAAAUGGCCUGGAUGGACUCAUGGCCCAUUGGAUCAAAAGAAUUGUGCUGCAUCAUGGGCAUUUUCCACUGCAAGUGUGGCCGCUGACCGAAUAGCAAUUCAGUCUAAGGGGCGAUACACAGCCAAUCUGUCUCCUCAGAAUUUGAUUUCUUGCUGUGCCAAGAACCGCCAUGGCUGCAACAGUGGAAGCAUCGAUAGGGCUUGGUGGUACCUGAGAAAACGUGGACUGGUAUCCCAUGCAUGCUACCCACUUUUCAAGGACCAAAAUGCUACCGGUAAUGUCUGUGCCAUGGCAAGCAGGUCUGAUGGGCGGGGAAAACGGCAUGCCACAAAGCCAUGUCCCAACAUCAUUGAGAAAUCUAAUAGGAUCUACCAAUGCUCUCCUCCAUACAGAGUCUCUUCCAAUGAAACUGAAAUAAUGAAAGAAAUCAUACACAAUGGACCAGUUCAAGCCAUCAUGCAAGUCCAUGAGGAUUUCUUCCAUUAUAAGUCAGGGAUUUACAGACAUGUCACCAGCACAAAUAAAGAAUCAGAAAAAUAUCGAAAGCUUCGGACACAUGCAGUCAAACUCACUGGAUGGGGCACACUGAGAGGAGCCCAGGGGAAGAAAGAAAAAUUUUGGAUUGCUGCCAAUUCCUGGGGAAAGUCAUGGGGAGAGAAUGGCUAUUUCAGGAUUCUUCGAGGAGUAAAUGAGUCUGACAUUGAAAAGUUGAUUAUCGCAGCUUGGGGCCAUCUAAAUUCAGAUGAGCCAUAACAUAUUAAAUUUCCAUAGGCCAAGCAUUUGACUAACCCCUUAAACUGCAAUUAUGCACUGUGAGGUUCUCGUGACAGUGGAUUCUUUGCCCCUUCACCUUGUUGCUAUAAUCUGCCUGUUUUCUUGUUUUAUCCCAGGCUCUGUGCUUCUGCUUUCUUUACAUUACUGAGUAUACCAAAACACAGAGAGAACAGCAAAGGGGCUACAAGCCUUUGAAGUUCCUUUCUGUCUUUACUCUUCUCUCAUGACAAUGUCUUUUUUCACUCGGAUAGUUCACAAAGGGUAUGAUGCUCUUGUCCUAAAAGUUCACAGCAUUCAUUUGUAAAUGUAUGGCUCUUCCCUUUGACCAAUGAAGACUACAGACAACAAAAACAAUGGAAACACUAAUUUACCAUCUUUACACUUUUUUCAACCAAAUAAUGUCUCCUUAAUUCAGAGCUUGUUUGUUUUCCCCAAAGCAAUGAAAAUAGAUGAUUAAUUGUUUCUCUCAAUAA
Phyllostomus hastatus (greater spear-nosed bat) is the source of this 2048-nucleotide messenger RNA. RefSeq names its product tubulointerstitial nephritis antigen (gene TINAG). The record is from RefSeq and is a predicted model, not a curated record. Gene Ontology annotation, biological process: proteolysis. Gene Ontology annotation, molecular function: cysteine-type peptidase activity. Gene Ontology annotation, cellular component: lysosome. The transcript is spliced from 11 exons. The coding region runs from base 127 to 1554 and encodes 475 amino acids. NCBI's taxonomy places the organism in Eukaryota, Metazoa, Chordata, Mammalia, Chiroptera, Phyllostomidae.